Messenger RNA from Camelina sativa (false flax), 3338 nucleotides. RefSeq lists its product as uncharacterized. The record is from RefSeq and is a predicted model, not a curated record. Lineage: Eukaryota; Viridiplantae; Streptophyta; Magnoliopsida; Brassicales; Brassicaceae.
AGGUUGUUCUUGAGAGAGAGAGAAAAUAAAAUAAAAUCAGAGUAGGGUUUUUGUAAGAGAAGGGUGUAUCUGGUUCUUGUAGUAAAAGCUUGUCUGAAUAUUCUUAUCCUUGGAGUUGCGAUCCACCGAUUGGUGCGAAUUGUUAAGAGUAUAGUUUGGGACCGAAUAAGUAACUCUCAAGGACAUGGAGUGCAACAAGAACGAAGCGAAAAGGGCAAUGGAUGUUGCUGAGAGGAAGGUUAAAGAAAAUGACUACAAUGGUGCAAAAAGAUUCGCUAACAAAGCUCAAAACUUGUUUCCCGACCUGGGUGGUCUGAAACAAUUGUUGACAGCUAUCGAUGUUUACAUCUCAGCUGAGAAACAAAUCUGCAGAGAAGCUGAUUGGUAUGGUAUACUUGGUGUAGAUCCCACUGCUAAUGAUGAAGCAAUGAAGAAACAAUACCAUAACCUACUUCUUAUGCUUCAUCCGGAUAAAAACAAUUCUGACGAUGCUAAAGGUGCCUAUGACCUGGUUUCAAAAGCUUGGUAUCAACUAUCUGACGAGACGCGGAGAACUUCAUACGACAAAAAGAGAUCCCAAGAAGUUCAAAAAAUUGUCCCAACAACACAGAAUACUCCUUCACAACACCGUCCAACCUCUAGCAGGAGUACUCCUCAUGUUGUGUAUGAGCCUGUUGUUCUGAAGCCCCAUGUCCGUACGAAUAUAUUCAGUAUGGGGUCGCCUUCUUCGAUGAUGCCGAGGGAGAAUAUUAAUUUUUGGACAAAGUGUGGGAUAUGCAGGACGAUAUUUCAGUAUCCAAGGGUUUAUCGUAACCAGCACUUGCUUUGUCUAACCUGUAAUCAUGGUUUUAUUGCACUAGAGAUACCUCCUCCUCCUCCUUCAACUGUUCCGAAGCCGUCACGCAAGAGUCCCAAAAAUGAAGCGUCAAGAAAAAAAUCAACUGGUCCUUCGUCGUCCACUAGGAGAGAGCCUGCUGCACCACCAUCUGUUAACCAUAUUUUUCAGUGGGAUUUUUCAUCAGGAACAGCUGGUUCUAGCAGCGGAAACGCCACAAAUCAAGCUGAGAAUGUGGUUCAGCAAGCACCAGUGAAAAGAAAGCGUGGGGAGUCGCAAGAAAAGGAUACUGCUAUCAAGAGGUCGAAAAAAGAUGAGUCCCAUAUGCAUGGUCAAAUAAGUGCAAGAAAUGUCGCAUGUGGAAAUACUGAAACGCCCAACAACUUAGGCGGCUCUUUUCGUCGUCAUCCUCAUGUACAAGAAAUGUUCUUACCUGCUGAUGUUGUAGAUAAAGUGCUAAUGGAAAGAGGCCAGUCAGAAAUUUUGAAGAGACUUCCGAAGAUGAUCACUGAACUGGAAGCAAAAGUGAGGGUAACUGAAGAGAAGAAGAAACGUAUGAAGGCAGCGAUCAAUAUGAGUGGAAAGAAUGAUAAGGUUAAAAGGUCAGUCGAUAAAGUGAAGACAAAUGAUGAGGUUGUAGUAAGGUCAGCUAAGGUAGUGGAGAAAAAUGAUGAGGUUGUAAGAUCAGCUGAGAGAAAUGAUGAGGUUGUAAGAUCAGCUGAGGAAGUGAAGACAGAUGACGAGGUUGUAAUAUCAGCUGAGAAAAAUGAUGAGGUUGUAAGAUCAGUUGAGGAAGUGAAGACAGAUGAUGAGGUUGUAAGAUCAGCUGAGACAAAUGAUGAGUUUGUAAGAUCAGCUGAGAAAAUAAAGAAAAAUGAUGAGGUUGUAAGAUCAGCUGAGACAAAUGGUGAGGUUGUAAGAUCAGCUGAGGAAGUGAAGACAUAUGAUGAGGUUGUAAGAUCAGCUGAGACAAAUGAUGAUGUUGUAAGAUCAGCUGAGGAAAUGAAAACAAAUGAUGAGGUUGUAAGAUCAACUGAGACAAAUGGUGAGGUUGUAAGAUCAGCUGAGGAAGAGAAGACAAAUGAUGAGAUUGUCAGAUCAGCUGAAACAAAUGAUGAGGUUGAAAGAUCAGCUGAGAAAGUGAAAAUAAAUGAUGAGAUUGUAAGAUCAGCUGAGACAAAUGAUGAGGUUGUAAGAUCAGCUGAGACAAACUGUGAGGUUGUAAUAUCAGCUGAGGAAGUGAUGGCUAAUGAGGUUCAAAGGACUGAGGAAGUGAUGGCUAAUGAGGUUCAAAGGACUGAGGAAGUGACGACUAAUGAGGUUGAAAGGUCAGUUGAGGAAGUGAAGACAAUCAUUGUUCCAGAUUCAGACUUUCACAACUUUGAUCUUGACCGAACUGAUUUAGCUUUCAAAGAAGACCAAAUUUGGGCUGCUUAUGACAACGAUGAUGGGAUGCCAAGGUUUUACGCUUGCAUCGAAAAGGUGAUUACUUUGGAACCCUUUAAGAUGUAUAUCAGCUGGCUUAAUUCCAAAAGCACCUUUGGAAUUAAAACAUGUGGUCAUAUAGACUGGAUAGGCUCUGGUUUUAUUAAAACAUGUGGGGAGUUUACGUCAGGGAGAUUUGAAGCUACAAAUACAAAAAGCCCCUUUUCUCACAAAGUUGAGUUCACCCAAGAUGAAAUAAGAGGACUCUACUACGUUCUUCCCAAAACGGGGCAAGUUUGGGCAUUGUAUCGAAACUGGUCUCUUGAGUGGGACAAGAAUACUCCUGACGAAGUUAAACACAAGUAUGAGAUUGUGCAAGUUCUUGAUGACUAUACAGAAGACAAACAAAGUGUAAGUGUGGCUCUCUUAAUCAAAGCUGAAGGAUUCAAGACUGUUUUUCGCAGAAGCAUAGAUGGAAACAAUGUGAGGGAGAUUCCAAAGGAAGAAAUGCUUAGAUUCUCUCACCAUGUGCCUCAUUACAUUCUUACAGGGAAAGAAGCUGAUAAUGCACCAGAAGGUUAUCUUGAACUAGACCCAGCUGCCACUCCACUUGAGUUCUUUGCAGAGGAAGCAGAUGGGAAUAGGAAAAGUGAAGCUGAUAACGCACCAGAAAAUUUUCUUGAGCUAGAACCAGCUGCAGCUCUACUUGAAUUCUUUUCAGAGGAAGCACAUGGGAAUGAGAGAAGUGAAGCUGUACAAGAGGAGAGCUAUGUCCCAGAGGAAAUAAUGGAUAUGGAUCUCGAUGAGUGGUUUGAACUUUGAAGCUAGUGGCAGUCAACGUACAAUGGAGGAAGAAACAUAUCAUAUCAGCUCAUUUUAUAUUGAAUCAUUAGGGCACAAGACUAAUCAAAAGUCAGGUAUGAUCUUUUGCUUUCUUAAUUAUUAUCUUUCUUUUAUCUAAAGUCAACCCAGAAACUAUACCAGAAACAUUAGCCUAAAUAUUUCGCAUAUUUUUUGGGGGUCAAAUGUUUCAUAUUUAUGUGUAUUUUAGUAUUUAUUCAACAAAACUUGAAAUAAU